AUGAGCUUCCGCGCCUCUCCCAUCCGCGCCUUCCUGCGCAGCGCCCGCAACCUCGUCGCCGAGCCGCACCCGCACGGCCGCUACCCCGUCAACCGGGCGCAGAUGCACGCCAUCAACUACGGCUUCUACGCCAACAAGUUCUGGCGCACUGCCUCGUGGUACGUGCCCGUCGGCACCGCCCUGCUGGGCUGGCCGUUCAUGGCCAUCCGCGGCAACAUCAGCGCCGCCUGGGAGGUCGAGGACUGGCAGGACGACGUCGCCCGCGAAGAGGCCAUGAGGAAGGCCAGCGACGACGCCAGGGAAGUCGUCGAGCUGAUGGGCAGGAUCGAGGCUUGGGCUUGA
Messenger RNA from Lasiodiplodia theobromae, 342 nucleotides. RefSeq lists its product as uncharacterized. The record is from RefSeq and is a predicted model, not a curated record. The transcript has 2 exons. Lineage: Eukaryota; Fungi; Ascomycota; Dothideomycetes; Botryosphaeriales; Botryosphaeriaceae. Bases 1 to 342 code for a protein of 113 amino acids.